Messenger RNA from Thalassophryne amazonica, 6419 nucleotides. RefSeq names its product immunoglobulin superfamily member 1-like. Lineage: Eukaryota; Metazoa; Chordata; Actinopteri; Batrachoidiformes; Batrachoididae. Gene Ontology annotation, cellular component: membrane. The transcript is spliced from 24 exons. The record is from RefSeq and is a predicted model, not a curated record. The coding region runs from base 1 to 6378 and encodes 2125 amino acids.
AUGAUUUUGAUUUUUACUAUUUCUCUUACACUUGCUUCACUGGACUGCUUCAAGUUUAAGAGUGGACAGAAGGAACGCUUUGAUGUUUUUCCUAUUCUAACUACUCCGAUCAGAUUAGUUGGCUCAAAUCAGUGUUCCGGAAGAGUUGAAAUCUAUUCUGGGCUCAGCUGGGGAACCGUCUGUGAUGACAACUGGGACAUGCAGGAUGCUGAAGUGGUCUGCAGACAGUUGAAUUGUGGGUCGGCACUAAGAGCCACACCAGAAGCCAGCUUUGGUCAAGGAAGAGGUGAGAUCUGGCUUGAUGAUGUCGGCUGUACAGGAAGUGAAAAUUCUCUGGAUGAGUGCUCACACGCUGGAUUUGGGGAACACAACUGUAACCAUGGUGAAGAUGCUGGUGUCAUUUGUGCAGAUGGUCAGAUCAGAUUAGCUGGCGGAUCUAAUCGCUGCUCUGGAAGAGUCGAAGUCUACAAUAACAACAUUUGGGGAACCGUCUGUGAUGAUUUGUGGGAUAUGCAGGAUGCUGAAGUAGUUUGCCGACAGUUGCAUUGUGGGUCGCCACAGAGAGCCACAAUAGGUGCCAGCUUCGGUGAAGGAAGUGAUCAGAUCUGGCUUGAUGAUGUUGACUGUAGAGGAAGUGAAAGUUCUCUCGCUGAGUGCAGACAUCGAGGAUUUGGGGAACACAACUGUGGACACAGAGAAGAUGCUGGUGUAGUCUGUUCGGAUGUUCAGAUCAGAUUAGCUGGCGGCUCAAAUCGCUGUUCUGGAAGAGUUGAAGUCUAUAAUAAUAACUCGUGGGGAACCAUCUGUGAUGACGGCUGGGACAUACAGGAUGCUGAAGUGAUUUGUCGACAACUGAGUUGUGGGACGGCACAGAAUGCAAAAACAGGGGCCAGCUUUGGUCAAGGAAGUGGUCCGAUCUGGCUUGAUGAUGUUAGCUGCACAGGAAGUGAAAAUUCUCUGGCUGAUUGCAGCCACAGAAAAUUUGGGGAACACAACUGUAACCACGGUGAAGAUGCUGGUGUUAUCUGUUCAGAUCUCCAGAUCAGAUUAGCUGGUGGCUCAAAUCACUGCUCUGGAAGAGUUGAAAUCUAUUAUGGCACCUCCUGGGGAACAGUCUGUGAUGACAACUGGGACAUACAGGAUGCUGAAGUAGUUUGCCAACAGGUGCGUUGUGGAUCGGCACAGAGAGCCACUACUCAAGCCACCUUUGGUCAAGGAAGUGGUCACAUCUGGCUUGAUGAUGUCGGCUGUACUGGAAGUGAAAAUUCUCUGGCUGAGUGUCAACACAAGGGACUGAUGCAGAACAACUGUGACCACAGUGAAGAUGCUGGUGUCAUCUGUUCAGAUGUCCAGAUCAGAUUAGUUGGCUCUGAUCGUUGCGCUGGAAGAGUUGAGGUCUAUAAUAAUAACACCUGGGGAACGGUCUGUGAUGAUGACUGGGACAUACAGGAUGCUGAAGUGGUUUGCAGACAGGUGAAUUGUGGGAUGGCAAAGAAUGCGAUUACUCGAGCCAGAUUUGGUCAAGGAAGCAGUCAGAUCUGGCUUGAUAAUGUCGGCUGUACAGGAAGUGAAAAUUCUCUGGUUGAGUGCUCACACAGAGGAUUCGGACAGCAUAACUGUAACCAUGGUGAAGACGCUGGUGCUGUUUGUUCAAUGAGUCUUCCAAAGCCAAGAAUCAGCAUGAACCCUGUCGGUAACAUUACCUGGGGCAACAAUGUUGGGAUCUCAUGUUUGAUAUCAACAUCACAUUUAGGUGGAACAUUUACUCUGAUAAAGACUUCAGGGUCAUUGAGAAAGACCCAAACGUCAAGUUCAAAUUCUACAACCUUCACCAUUCUCAGUGUGAACUUUAGCCAUGAGGGAUUCUACCAGUGCCAAUAUGAGACCACCAUUUCAAAUCAACAGAUCAGUUCCCCUCUGAGUGAUUCUGUCAGGAUCUCCGUUACAGUGAGUCUUCCAAAGCCGAGCAUCAGCAUGAACCCUGUUGGCAACGUUACCUGGGGCAACAAUGUUGGGAUCUCAUGUUCAAUAUCAACGCCACAUUUAGGUGGAACAUUUAUUCUGGUAAAGACAGCAGGCUCUGUGAGAAAGACCCAAACAUCAAGUUCAAAUUCUGCAACCUUCACCAUCCCCAGUGUGGAUUUUACUCACGAGGGACUCUACCAGUGUCAGUAUGAGACUACUGUUUCAAAUCAACAGAUUAGUUCCCCUUUAAGUGAAUCCAUCAUAAUCUCUGUUACAGUGAGGCUUCCAAAGCCGCGCAUCAGCAUGAACCCUGUCGGCGUCGUGACCUGGGGCAACAAUGUUGACAUCUCCUGUAUAAUCUCAACACAGCAUUUAGGUGGAACAUUUAUUCUGAUGAAUACUGCUGGGUCAAUCAGAAAGACCCAAACAUCAAGUUCAAACUCUGCACACUUCACCAUCUUCAAAGUGACCUUUGACAAUGAGGGACUCUACCACUGUCAGUAUGAGACCAGGGUUUCAAAUCGUAAUAUUAGUUCUCCUCCAAGUGAAUCUGUCAGAAUCUCUGUUGCAGUGAGUCUUCCAAAGCCAAGCAUCAGCAUGAAUCCUGUUGGUGUCGUUACCUGGGGCAACAAUGUUGGGAUCUCAUGUACCAUAUCAACACUGCAUUUAGGUGGAACAUUUAUUCUGAUGAAUACUGCAGGGUCAAUGAGAAAAACCCAAACAUCAAGUUCAAACUCUGCACACUUCACCAUCUUCAAAGUGACCUUUGACAAUGAGGGACUCUACCACUGUCAGUAUGGGACCAGGGUUUCAAAUCGUAAUAUUAGUUCUCCUCCAAGUGAAUCUGUCAGAAUCUCUGUUGCAGUGAGUCUUCCAAAGCCGAGCAUCAGCAUGAACCCUGUUGGCGUUGUUACCUGGGGUGACAAUGUUGGCAUCUUGUGUUCGAUCUCAACACCACAUUUAGGUGGAACAUUUAUUCUGCUAAAUACUGCAGGGUCAAUGAGAAAGACUCAAACAUCAAGUUCAAAUUCUGCAAACUUCACCAUCCUGAAAGUCCACUUUGACAAUGAGGGACACUACCAGUGUCAGUAUGACACCAGAGUUUCAAAUCGAAAUAUUAGUUCCCCUUUAAGUGAGACUGUAAGAAUCUCUGUUGCAGUGAGACUUCCAAAGCCGAGCAUCAGCAUCAACCCUGUUGGUGAUGUUAUGUGGGGCAACAAUGUCAGAAUCUCGUGUUCAGUCUCAACUCAGCAUUUGGGUGGAACAUUUAUUCUGAUGAAUACUGCCGGGUCAAUGAGAAAGACCCAAACAUCAAGUUCAAAUUCUGCAGACUUCACCAUCCUCAAAGUGACCUUUGAGAAUGAGGGACUCUACCAGUGUCAGUAUGGGACCAGGGUCUCAAAUCGCAAUAUCAGUUCUCCUCUCAGUGAGUUUGUCAGAAUUUCUGUUGCAGCAAUCCUUCCAAAGCCGAGCAUCAGCAUGAAUCCUGUUGGUGUUGUUACCUGGGGUGGCGAUGUUGGCAUCCUGUGUUCGAUCUCAACUGAGCAUUUAGGUGGAACAUUUAUUCUGAUGAAUACUGUAAAGUCGAUCAGAAAGACCCAAAGAUCAAGUUCAAAUUCUGCAAACUUCACCAUUCUCAAAGUGAACUUUGAUAAUGAGGGACUCUACCAGUGUCGUUAUGAGACCAGGGUUUCAAAUCGAAACAUUAUUUCUCCUCAAAGUGAGUCUGUCAGAAUCGCUGUUGCAGUGAGUCUUCCAAAGCCAAGCAUCAGCAUGAGCCCUGUCGGCGACGUUACCUGGGGCAACAAUGUUGGGAUGUCAUGUUCUAUAUCAACAUCACAUUUAGGUGGAACAUUUAUUCUGGUAAAGACAGCAGGGUCUGUGAGAAAGACCCAAACAUCAAGUUCAAAUUCUAUAACCUUCACCAUCCCCAGUGUGGACUUUACUCAUGAGGGACUCUACCAGUGCCAAUAUGAGACCACUGUUUCAAAUCAACAGAUUAGUUCCCCUUUAAGUGACUCUAUCAGAAUCUCUGUUACAGUGAGUCUUCCAAAGCCGAGCAUCAGCAUGGACCCUGUUGGCGUUGUUACCUGGGGCAACAAUAUUGGCAUCUUGUGUUCGAUCUCAACACCACAUUUGGGUGGAACAUUUAUUCUGAUAAAUACUGCAGGGUCAAUGAGAAAGACCCAAACAUCGAGUUCAAAUUCUGCAAGCUUCACCAUCCUUAAAGUGGCCUUUGACAAUGAGGGACUCUACCAGUGUCAAUAUGAGACCAGAGUUUCAAAUCGAAACAUUAGUUCUCCUCUCAGUGAGUCUGUCAGAAUUUCUGUUGUAGUGAAUCUUCCAAAGCCGAGGAUCAGCGUCAACCCUGUCGGUGACGUUACCUGGGGCGAUAAUGUUGGAAUCUCAUGUUCAAUAUCAACAAAACAUUUACGUGGAACAUUUAUUCUGAAACAGACAACAGGGUCAAUGACAAUGAACCAAACAUCAAGUUCAAACUCUGCAAAAUUUACCAUCCUCAGUGUGGACUUUGAUCAUGAGGGACUCUACCAGUGUUGUUAUGAGACCAGGAUUUCAAAUCGAAAUGUUCAGUCCCCUUUAAGUGAAUCUGUCACAAUCUCUGUUGCAGUGAGUCUUCCAAAGCCGAGCAUCAGCAUGAAUCCUGUUGGUGUCAUUACCUGGGGCAACAAUGUUGGGAUCUCAUGUACCAUAUCAACACUGCAUUUAGGUGGAACAUUUAUUCUGAUGAAUACUGCCGGGUCAAUGAGAAAGACCCAAACAUCACAUUCAAAUUCUGCAAACUUCACCAUCUUCAAAGUGACCUUUGAGAAUGAGGGACUCUACCAGUGUCAAUAUGAGAUCACCGUUUCAAAUCAAAACAUUUGUUCCCCUCUAAGUGAGUUUGUCAGAAUAUCUGUUGCAGCAAUCCUUCCAAAGCCAAGAAUCAGCAUGAACCCUAUUGGUGUCAUUGCAUGGGGAAACAAUGUUGACAUCUCUUGUACAAUCUCAACACACCAUUUCGGUGGAACAUUUAUUCUGACAAAGACUGAGGGGUCAAUGAGGAGGACACAAAAAUCAAGUUCAAACUCUGCAAACUUCACCCUUCUCAAAGUGAACUUUGAUAAUGAGGGACUCUACCAGUGUUGUUAUGAGACCAGGAUUUCAAAUCGAAACAUAAUUUCUCCUCAAAGUGAGUCUGUCAGAAUCUCUGUUGCAGUGAGUCUACCAAAGCCGAUCAUCAGCAUGAACCCAACUGGCAUUAUUACCUGGGGUGACGAUGUUGGCAUCUUGUGUUCAAUCUCAACUGAGCAUUUAGGUGGAACAUUUAUUCUGAUGAAUACUGCAGGGUCAAUGAGAAAGACCCAAACAUCAAGUUCAGAUUCUGCAAAUUUCACCAUCAUCAACGUGGCCUUUGACAAUGAGGGACUCUAUCAUUGUCAAUAUAAGACCGUGGUUUCAAAUCGAAACGUUACUUCUCCUGUAAGUGAGCCUGUCAGAAUCUCUAUCACAGUGAGGCUUCCAAAGCCGAGCAUCAGCAUGAACCCCGGUGGUGCUGUUACCUGGGGCGACAAUGUUGUCAUCUCAUGUUCAGUCUCAACGCAGCAUUUAGGUGGAACAUUUAUUCUGACGAAUACUGCAGGGUCAAUGAGAAAGACCCAAACAUCAAGUUCAAAUUCUGCAAACUUCACUAUCUUCAAAGUGACCUUGGAUAAUGAGGGACUCUACCAGUGUCAAUAUGAGACCAGGGUUUCAGAUCGUAUCAUUAGUUCUCCUCAAAGUGAGUCUGUCAGAAUCUCUGUUGCAGUGAGUCUUCCAAAGCCGAGCAUCACCAUGACCCCCGGUGGCACUGUUACCUGGGGCAACAAUGUUGGCAUCUCAUGUUCAGUCUCAACGCAGCAUUUAGGUGGAACAUUUAUUCUGAUGAAUACUGCAGGGUCGAUAAGAAAGACCCUAAUAUCAAGUUCAAAUUCUGCAAACUUUACCAUCCACAAAGUGACCUUUGAUCAUGAGGGACUCUACCAGUGUCAGUAUGAGACCAGGGUUUCAAAUCAAAACAUUAGUUCUCCUCCAAGUGACUUUGUCAGAAUCUCUCUUGCAGUGUCUUUGGUGCCACUGAUUUCCUCAGUAACUGCAUCCCUGGGGCUCAUUUCCGUGCUGGUGUUCGUGGUAGUCUGUCUGAUCUGCAAGAGAAAACAACGAAAUGAGCCUGACCUCCAACUCCAAUCUCUAUGUGAGGUGGAAAAGAAAGAGGUCUCCAUGAAUGCUGACCCUGUGGGUACCCAGAAGAAGCAGAGCAAGUUAAAUAAAGGUAAUGAUUAUAUGGAAGAAGACAGUGAGAGCAAAGGUACAAUGAUCAUUUCACUGCAAGCAAAGUACAAAACGAAGACAGCAACAAUGAUGACGGCUAUGUAGACACAUCCCAACCACCUACUGAAUACUUUGUGGAGAUUUAU